CCUAUGAUGCUUCUGAGGUCGACCGAUGAAGGCAAAAAUUUGUGUAUGUCGACCCAUUCCCGUUUUAAAUUAACUGAGGUCGACCUAUGAUUCUUCUGAGGUCGACCCAUUCUCGUUUUAAACUAACUGAGGUCGACCGCUUUAUGGAGUGGUCGACCGCGUAUUGUUCAUUUCGAAAAUGUGACUAACGUGUAUUCUUGCUUGUUUAAUCGCAGAAUGUUUGGCAAAAAUAAGAAAAGAAAGUCACAAAAAGCUGCUGCCUCAAGUUCGGAAUGGGAAGAGUUCAAUCCCAAACUAUUCCAGACCAAGGAGCAAAGUGACAACUAUGCAGAGAAGAGAAUGCACAACCGCAGGGUGGCUCCGGGAAGGCCAUUGACGACGGAUGCGUAUUCUCAUUUCGAGAAUUACGAGUUUCUGGGACCCUUCAUCGACCAAGAGUGGCUGAAGGUGAUAUCUCUCAAUGUACCAUACUACCCAAAACUGGUACAGUACUUCUACAACAACAUCGUCUACGAGCGCAAUGCAAAUGGAUCCAUUCACGCAUUCAAAUCCUAUGUGAAUGGGGUGGCGAUGCGCAUCAGCAAGAAUGUGUUGGCGCAAGUACUUCAGGCUCCAAACGAGGGGAAGAGAAUCAAUUCUUACGGUGCUUGGAAUGAAACGCAUUUCACGAGAGCCAAGCAAAUCCAGACGGUAUGUGGUCUUGAUGAAGAGGAAGAUGCUCAGGGGCGCAAUAGGCCAUCGAGUAACCACCUGACAAUUCAAGCCAGAGUUCUUCACCACAUGCUUUCCUACAACAUUCUGCCAAAGGGUGGACAUCGGGAGACAGUCACCUACUUCGACAUGGAGCUCCUCACCAACCUACUGUUAAGCGAGAAGGUGAACUUGCCAUACUUAAUCUUUAACCACAUGCUUACUGCUGCAGAAAGUUCAAACAGGAAUCUUCCCUAUGGGAUGAUCCUCACUGUGCUAUUUGAGCAUUUUAAUAUGAAUUUAAGUGAAGAGGUGGGGUUAAGAAUCUCAAGGCAGGAGUUCUAUACUGUUUCAUCUCUGAAAAAGAUGGGCUUUGAGCUGCGUAAUGGUGAGUAUGUCAGAGUAAACAAUGCUCAUGGUGGUGAUGAUGAUGAUGAUGAUGAUGAUGAGGGUGAUGAAGGAGCUCGAGACGAGCCAAUGGGGGAGGCACAGAGUUCAACUCCACCGAUCACCUUACAGCGUGUGUGGGAGCGCAUGGAUGGCAUGUACGAGUACAUGGGCCAGAUGUCCACCCAGAUGACUGGCAUGCACGACUACAUGGGGCAAAUGACCGCCCAGAUGAGCACAAUGCAGGUGACCGUGAAUGAGAUGCGAGAUGAGUGGCGAUCUUUCAGCGGAAGAUACAUGCAUCCCACCACAUCCGACCACCAUCAUGCUAGCACCACCAAUGAAGAAAAUGUGGAUGAGAGAGAGGGGGGAGAUGAGUAGGAGAAAUGAUUUUUUAUAUUGUGUGUUUUAGUGGUCAAAACGAUUGUUGAGUGUUAUUCUGUUGUUUUUUUAGUUUUAUUUUUAUGUGUGAACAAUUAUGAUUUCUGUUUUAUUUUUAGUUGUUAUGCUAUGAAUUGAUGAGUCCUUGUUAUAAUUAUGACUAAUUAUGAUGGUUUGAAACAUAAUUUAUACGAUUAAAAGAACCACACAAAUCGACAUACAUAAGCAAAAAAGACACGGGGCAUAGGGUGACUUUCUUGUAUUCGGUCGACCUCGUAACGGAUUAGGUCGACCGCGAAACCAACACUUGAUCUUGAUUUUACGUCAAUUAAUUGGACACUUUGAUAGAACACUUAUCUUCUAUCUGGUCGACCUCUUUCAUCAUCCGGUCGACCAUUUUGUUAAUGACUGCAAUCAAGUGGUCGACCUAUAUACCUUAGGUGGUCGACCAUGUUGUUUCUGACGCCAACGAAAUGGCCGACCCAGGUUUUAUUCUGGUCGACCAAAAAUAUCAACUUAAACUAAGUGCGGUCGACCAGGUGGUCGUUGAGGUCGACCGCAAUGCUUUCUCGUGCUGCCCAAAUUAGUCGAUUCGGUGGACCGCCUUCAGCAAUAGGUCGACCGAAAAGUGCAUGUCACCGUGACAUGCAUGUCAUAGUAGGCAUACCCUAGAAGUUAUAAUGGACAUUUUAUUCAAGUUAAUCGGAUAAAAAAGUAACCAAAGCGAGUUUCAACUGAAUUUUACUUGUAUUGGACUUCACGAAACUUUUAUACAGGGGGGUUUCAAAAAAAAGAGCGUAUGAUUUUUUAAACAAAAAUCUCUAUACAAUUGUAUAUAUGACGCAUGUAAUUGUUGUUUAACACGUUAUAGACAAUGAACCAUAAACUAAGAUCACAUUUUAAUCGUUUAUUCCAUGUUAUAGUCUCAACGGCGGAUCCAGAACACAGAAGAGCACUGGGACAAAUUUCAAUAUAAUAUUAUAUACCGUAAACAAAAACAGUCAAUAUUUUUAAAUUUUAGUAUUUCAAAUAAAAAAAAUAGUUACAAGAUUACCAACGAUAACAGACAAAUGACUAAUAUUUUGAUGUGUUACAAAAUAUUUAGCUAAUAUUUUGUAUUUUGAAAGGUUUGGCUAAUAAUUUGGAAAGUCUAAAAGGUUUAACUAAUAAAUUGUAUUUACUCAA
Linum trigynum is the source of this 2643-nucleotide messenger RNA. NCBI's taxonomy places the organism in Eukaryota, Viridiplantae, Streptophyta, Magnoliopsida, Malpighiales, Linaceae. The record is from the annotation of a GenBank genome assembly.